Molecule: messenger RNA, 2321 nt
Organism: Rhodofomes roseus
Lineage: Eukaryota; Fungi; Basidiomycota; Agaricomycetes; Polyporales; Fomitopsidaceae
Exons: 11
Coding region: 167-2167 (666 amino acids)
Molecular function (GO): protein binding
Source: RefSeq, a predicted model, not a curated record
GCUCGGUCUCCGAACGACGUGUUUCGUCACGGUCAAGCGUGGUUCAAGACGUGGUACCUUGACAUAACGGACAAACAAAGCCCCUUCGCGCCGUCAGGGUACGACUGCGCAGCUCUGCCCGUACGUGCGGCCAUCCAGCGCUGCUCACUUCGAGCGAAUCCGAGUCAUGGAUUCGAGCGAGAACAGCGGUAGCCCGUACAAGAAGCGCGCUCGGACGAGCGAGACGCAGAACAGAGAGGAGGCUGCGAACACUUCCCAGAUGAGGACCAGAGGUGCCUUUCUGACGACUCUGCCUCUGGAUGUCCUGUUAUGCAUCCUAGAAAGACUUGAUCCCUUCGACCUCACACACAUCGUGCAGACUAAUCGAGCAUUCCGUGCGACGUUACUGCACUCAUCUCAAGGUUGUCGCAUCUGGAAGACAGCUUCCGAGUCCGCUAUAAUCCCAGAAUGUCCGCCGCAUGUCCCGCAGGUUUUCUGGGUGAGGAGCUUUCUUCGUGACUGGAGAUGCAGUCAAUGCGGAUCAUGGACGAACGGAGUGGAGGAUUUUGAUUUCGCCUUACUGCGCAAAUGGUGUAAGAGGUGUCGAAGUGACGGACUCGUACCGUCCAGUAGCGUCGCGACGUUAAUCUCAAAAGUCGACGAUCAGCUCCUGGAACUCGUCAUUUACACCUACAAUCAAGGUUCAACGGAGAGGCGAUACUGGAAAGAUGAUGUCGUUGAGAUGCUAGCGACCUGUAAUCGUUACAAGAGAGAUAUCCGGGCAGGGAGACGUCGUGUCAAGAAUUAUGAAGAAUUCAAAGCAGGGCGGAUCCUGUAUGUGAGAGCGAGGACACAGCAUGCACAAGAGGCUAGAGACUGGUUUGACGCUCGUCGAAAGGCGGCCAAGGAACUAGAAGCACUGUAUAACAGACGAUACAAGCAAGUUUUACAACGAUGUGAAGACUUGGGUUAUUGGUUCGUCAGAGAUAUUGAGGACCUAAAUCGCUCUCUGGAUGAUGGUAUCUUCCAGUAUCUGAGUGAAUUCUACAAACAUGACAUCACCGACUACGCUUGGGAGCGAAUGAAGCCUGCCCUGGAGCCUUGCUUGCUGGAUUGGCGAUGCAGUUGGCCGGUGGACCAACAUGUGAUCUCGCAGCGCAUGCUUCUCAUCAAGGAUACCUAUGAUGACUACAAGAGGACGCUACAUCCCAUUGAGUGGCUUCGCCUCCCCCCGCUCAAGAUGAUCUCUAUGAUGCCGGCCUUCCGUUCCCUCAUAUAUGACAAGCCCGACAUCCCGCUCGACAGGUUGCGCUGCGACGAAGCCGCGCGUGAUCUCCCGCAAUUCAUAUCAACAUACUACGCCAAUGUCAAGGACGUUUUGCUGCGGACUAUGGGGGAAGCAAUCAACCUUACCCGAGGAACGGCAAAUCAGAUGGUCGUGACAGAUGAUCAUCUCGCUUUGGCCAGUUCGGCCUUCUAUAUGCGCAGGGAUGACCUAUUCUGCUCUCUCACGGACGUUCUGGAGCAGCUCUCCUAUUCCGAAGCUGAAGAUCGCCGCGGCUACGGAGGGCGCUUCUGGUUGCAACUGCAAGACCCCGAGCAGUUCCACUACGGGCUGAGACUAUUCAAAUGGGAUCGUAUCGGUCAUGCAAUCUGCCAGAACCUUGCGAUUGCUCUAGGGCUUGAUCCUCAGGCGACACGACCUGAAGACCUCGACGCACUCGAUCGAUACUUCUUCUGCCGAUACGAGCAUUGCAUGGCGGAAUGCAUAGCUAUGCCGUGGCGCCGCGUUAUCCAUCAUUGCUGGAAUGUACACGCCGAUUACAGGCGUUCAGCCGAGCCGCUCAGAAUCUCAAUCCUGAGUGGGGAAGUGUCCGAGGCCGUUCGCAGGAAGCGGUUCCCUGCCGAGCUACUCAAAGCCUGGAGCUGCAAUCAUUGCCCUAUUCACCUUAACAAUUUACAGAUGCAGGACGAUGCGGUGCGGCAUGUGCAGACAGAACAUGACGUCGUCGAGCCGAGAUGUCCGGUCGACUUCUUCUGCGCCGUACCUCAGGAGCACUGUCUGCCAGGAGACUCGAUUGCAAUCCAGCUCGAGGACGAUGCUUGCCAGGAUCUCAUCAUUGAAUGCACGGACCUGUCAUGGUCGAUAGGCCCGCCGUCCAUACACAAGAAAGGUCCGAUUCAGUAAAGAACGCUGUCAUUGGAUGUGCGUAUAGGGCGAUGCACAUAAUAUCUCCUUCAUCAUCAAUGUCAUACGGAAUCCCGUCACCUGAGUUCGUACCGAUGUAUUUUCGCCAUGUACUAUGAUAGUACAGUACUGUAGAUUGGCAAUAAGUAUUUCC